Messenger RNA from Megachile rotundata (alfalfa leafcutting bee), 1827 nucleotides. RefSeq names its product synaptic vesicle 2-related protein. NCBI's taxonomy places the organism in Eukaryota, Metazoa, Arthropoda, Insecta, Hymenoptera, Megachilidae. Gene Ontology annotation, cellular component: membrane. Gene Ontology annotation, biological process: transmembrane transport. Gene Ontology annotation, molecular function: transmembrane transporter activity. The record is from RefSeq and is a predicted model, not a curated record.
GAAAUUUUGGAAAUUGUGUUGAACAUUCAAUGGAACUGUCAUCUGUAGUAAUCCCAGAUGGGUAAUCUGCUUAAACUUGUCUAUAAAGGAGUGGGUAACUGUAAGUUGUGUAAAUAUGUUAUUAUGCAUGGAAAUAUAACAUUGAUAGCAGUAGGAAUGCUUGGAUUUAUACUUGUUAUAAGUGGAAAAUUUUCUUCGCAGAGUUCUUAAUACAAUGGUCUUUAUGUUUACUUGGAUACAUUUACUGUAAUCCAAGCAAUCAAUGCAUUAGGAUUUGGUAAAUUUCAAGUUAAAUUGUCUUUAUUUACGGGACUCUGCUGGAUGGUAGACAGUAUGGAAAUAACAAUAUUAAGUAUUUUAAGUCCAUCAUUACAUUGUGACUGGGGUAUAACUAGAUAUCAGCAAGCUUUAACAACUACGGUUGUUUUUUUAGGUAUGAUGUUAAGUUCUACAUUUUGGACUAAUUUAAGUGAUAGAUACGGUAGCAAACAGUCAUUGACUUUAUGUGCAGUAUUAUUGCUUUACUAUGCUUUUUUAAGUGCCUUUGCACCGAAUUUUCUUUGGAUCUUAUUGCUUAGAGGAUUAGUUGGUUUUGCUAUUGGUUGUGUACCACAAUCAGUAACAUUGUAUGCAGAAUUUCUACCAGCAAAACAAAGAGCUAAAUGUGUCAUUUUAUUAGAUUGCUUUUGGGCACUUGGUGCCUGUUUUGAGGUAGCAAUAGCAUUAGUAGUAAUGCCAACUUUUGGUUGGAGAUGGCUUCUCAUUUUAUCCACAAUACCACUUCUUGUAUUUGCUAUUAUCACUCCAUGGUUGCCAGAAUCUACAAUAUUUGAUAUGACAAGUGGCAGAAUGGACAAAGCGGUUUCAACUUUGGAGCGGGUAGCAAGAGAAAAUAAAAAACCUUUACCGCCAGGAAGACUGGUUAUGGAUCGCUUUUACCAAGUUAAUCAUGGUAAAUUAAAAGACGUCUUAAGUAAAGAAAUGUGUAGAACAUCUACUUUACUUUGGCUUGUGUGGAUGAGUACAGCGUUUUGUUAUUAUGGUGUAGUAUUAAUGACUACAGAACUAUUCCACACAUCAUCUGAACAAUGUAGCUCUUGGGAAAACAAGAAAGAAGAUACUUGUCAAUUAGACUGUAGUUUGGAACGUAGUGAUUAUAUUGACCUUCUCUGGACAACGUUAGCCGAAUUUCCGGGAAUUUUUUCCACUAUUUUUGCAAUUGAAAAAAUUGGUAGAAAAAAGACAAUGGCGUUUCAGCUAGUAAUGUUUGCUGUGUUAAUUUGCUUUUUAGGCAGAGCUUGUCUAUUAAGCAGAGUAGUAUUGACACUUGCAAUUUUUCUAGCUCGAGGUUUAAUUGCUGGCGUAUUUCAAGCAGCUUAUGUAUAUACUCCGGAAGUAUAUCCGACACAUUUACGUAGUAUCGGUGUUAGUACUUGCAGUGCUAUGGCUAGAAUUGGUGCAAUGGUUACACCAUAUAUAGCACAAGUAUUUCUUCAGUGGUCUAUCACUGGAGCAAUGGCAAUUUAUGCUAUAGCAGCAUUAUGUGCUGCUGCAGCUACUCUCGCUUUACCUGUUGAAAUGAAAAGUCAAUCAGCAAAUGAUUCGUCUCACGAAACAAGAUAAGAUAAAUUUGUUUUGUUUUUAUUUUUCACUGAUAUUGUUGAAGUUGUUUAGAAAAAAUAUAUAUUUUCUUCGAUAUAAUGGUAGUUUAUCAGUGCAUCGUUGUUGAAGUACUAUUAUAUAAUAAAACAAAUCUUGUAUUCGUUGAUAUACAUUUAUUUCAUCUUUUUACAAUCGUAUAAUUACAUGUAUACUUAAUUAACAUUU